Molecule: messenger RNA, 3538 nt
Organism: Sciurus carolinensis (gray squirrel)
Lineage: Eukaryota; Metazoa; Chordata; Mammalia; Rodentia; Sciuridae
Gene: Sprtn
Product: SprT-like N-terminal domain
Exons: 5
Coding region: 322-1791 (489 amino acids)
Biological process (GO): DNA repair
Cellular component (GO): nucleus
Molecular function (GO): metalloendopeptidase activity; single-stranded DNA binding; polyubiquitin modification-dependent protein binding
Source: RefSeq, a predicted model, not a curated record
CCUGCGCGAGCUAGCCACUGCGGAAGUGAGACGCGGCCGAGAACAGUUCGGGGGCUGGGCGUGGCGGGGGGCAUGUGGUCCCCGGCGGCAUACAGGCGGCACCCCGCCUCCCGAAGCCUUCCUGGGGCCUAGCCCGGGGAUCCCAAGCGUGCGUGCGUGGGGCGGCGUGCGGCCCUCGGCAGCCAAACCCAGCGUCUUGGCCCCGGCGUCCGAGCGGGUCCGCGCUCGCGCCGCGACCUGCCUUGAGCUCUCGCGAGACCGGCGCGCGCGCGUCCGAGCCGGCUUCGUCGAGCGAGCGGCGUCCUGGAGGCGAGCAGCGCGAUGGACGAGGACCUGGUGGUGGCGCUGCGGCUGCAGGAGGAGUGGGACGCGCGGGCCGCCCAGCGCGCAGCGGCGCGGGAGCAGCCCUCGCUGGUGGACGCGUCCUGGGAGCUGGCGGACCCCACGCCGGACCUGCAGGCCCUGUUCGUGCAGUUCAACGACCGCUUCUUCUGGGGCCGGCUGGAGGCCGUGGAGGUCAAGUGGAGCGUGCGCAUGACGCUGUGUGCUGGGAUUUGCAGCUAUGAAGGGAGGGGUGGAAUGUGUUCCAUCCGUCUCAGUGAACCUCUUUUAAAGCUGAGACCAAGAAAGGAUCUUGUGGAGACUCUCUUGCAUGAAAUGAUACAUGCUUAUUUAUUUGUCACGAAUAAUGAUAAAGACCGGGAAGGACAUGGUCCAGAGUUUUGCAAACAUAUGCAUCGUAUCAACAGCCUGACUGGAGCCAAUAUAACGGUGUACCACACCUUCCACGACGAGGUGGAUGAGUAUCGGCGGCACUGGUGGCGCUGCAACGGGCCUUGCCAGCACAGACAGCCAUACUACGGCUAUGUCAGACGCGCCACCAACAGGGCCCCCUCUGCUCACGACUUCUGGUGGGCCGAGCACCAGAAAACCUGUGGAGGCACCUACAUCAAGAUCAAGGAGCCAGAGAACUACUCAAAAAAAGGCAGAGGGAAGGCCAAACCCAGCAGGCAGCCAGCGUCAGCAGCGGAGGGUGCAGAUAAACCCAGUAGAGGUGAGGCUCAGCCGUUGGUCCCUUUCAGUGGGAAAGGGUAUGUUCUUGGAAAGAGGAGCGGUUCACCUGUGCCUGAGAAAGCCAUUACCUCGCACACCAUCAACGAAACCAAAGAUCUUUUUAAUCAAGGCCAUUCAGCAGAUGCCCUAAGAUCUGAUUCCAACAUUGAGGUGAAAUUUGAACAAAAUGGCUUAAGUAAAAAAUUAUCUCAUCUCGUCUCACCUGUUGUCAGUACCAGUCACCAAAGCGUCCUAAGCAGCUACUUUCCCAGAGUCUCAGUUGCCAAUCAAAAGGCUUUCAGAAGUGGGAGUGGAUCUCCAAUAGCAAGUGGGACCAUUGGCAGUGUUGCUAAGCAUGCUGUCUCUUCUGGUUCUCAGAGAAGGGUUCCGGCUUCUAAGAUAUCCCUGAGAAAUUCCUCCAGAUCGAAGGCAUCGGCAUCGGCAGCUGCAGCCCCGGGAGGGAGUGGGUCCAAAGAGAGGUCGCCAAGCAAGCGGCCUAGGCUGGAAGACAAGACUGUUCUUGACAACUUUUUUAUCAAGAAAGAGCAAAUGCAGAGUGGUGGCAGUGAUCUGAAGAGCAGCUUGUACCCUGCGGCGGCAGGUCUGAGUUCCAGCAGCUCCUGUGCUCAGAGCCAGCUGGUCAGCUGUCCAGUUUGUCAGAAUGAAGUUCUGGAGUCGCAGAUCAAUGAGCACUUGGACUGGUGCCUAGAAGGUGAUGGCCUCGGAGCCAGAAGCUGAGAAGCCUCUGUAAAGGGUUGGAGUCUCACAAGCUGCCUAUGACUUCAGGAACCACGGUCAGCCGUGGGGGGCUCUGGUCAACACUCAGUCUGUGGUUAGUCUGGCUCACACAGCCAGCAGUGUUCUGUUCACUCCAGUAGAGGAGAGUUGGUAUUUGAAUCUGUACCUGUAGUCCCAGCUACUCAGGAAGCUGAGGUGUAAGGGUGGCUUUGAGCUCAUGAAUUUGAGACCACCAUCUUGAAAAAAAGGUUCACGUCUCAAGGUGCUGGGUUUACUCCGCCUUACCUACACCAGCCCAGUUUGUUGUGCCUGUGCAGUUUUAGGUAUUUUUUGUUCUUUCUUGCUCUUAAAGGUUUUAAAAUCUCUUAAUAUUUAUAUACUCUUCUCAAAGUACAUGUCUCAGGAAUCCUGUCGGGUAUUUGGUUAAGUUGAAUAUUCCUUUAUUAAUGAAAUUAAAACUCAUUCCCUGAACCGAUGUUAAUCUCUAUAGUGCUAGACAUGCCAAAACCUAGAUAACCUAAAGGUGCGGCGUUUGGUGAUGGCAGGGUACUCAUGUUUGGAGUCUUUAUCUUUUUUAAAAAUCUUAAUAGGAAAUAAAUUUUUGAUAUUUUAAAGAAUCUUUUAUCUGUUCCAUCUUUACUAAAAGGUGGCAGGUUUUUAGUAAAGAAUAUUAUUAAUUUAUUUUGGAAUAUUACUUGUAAUAGCUUCUAAUUUUAUAGCACAGAUUUUAUAUCAAGUUAGCUUCUCAAAAUUCAGUAAAGGGAAUGGUUACAAGUCAGCGGUGGGAAGCAACUGGCCCACGUGGCCUGAGGGUACUUGAAACUGUUGAUAAAAGGUGCCGUUUGUGCACCUGUUUUUCCUUUUCCUCGUUCCUGCUUGGGCCCAGAGACAACCUCCCUGUGGGUCUGCGCUUGUCCAGGGUGCCUCUGCGGGUUGACUUUGCCCCAGCCUCGGUCGCACUCUGGGUGACGUUUCCGUAGCACUCGCCAGUUUACCAUUCCCGUCCCCAGGAGGCUGCUUUCCAUGGUGCGUGUUCCCUGUCACACCCACCACCCUGCGGUCCCCAGAGAUCUCCAUCUCCAUGAAGAGGUGCUUUGGUUGCUGUGCGCAGGGGCCCUUUUCCUGCUCUCGUGUUCCUGUGCACGUGUGAGGGUUUCCCGCCCGUUCCCACACUGUAGUGGUCUCGGUCUGGGGCGUUGUGAAUAGUCUGCUGUGCACAUUGCUGCUUCUGUCCAGUGUGCACACCGGGUGGCCUGCGGGCUGCAGGCAUCUGUGGCUCUGGUGAACACUGCUGGUUUGCGCUCCUCCAGCAGCUCAGUAUUCUCGACUCUUCUGGCCUGUCCCAUUGAAUGUUCACAAGUGUUGGUGUUUCUUAAGGUAUGAAGUCAAGCGAUAUUUAAUAAAUAUUUAUGAAUGCUGUUAAAGUCUGUGUAUCGACACUGCUAUGCUUAUAUCGGUUUAACAGGUUAUAUACGAUAAAAUACUUUUUGAGCAAAAUUACUCAAGUUCUGAGGCUGAGCUAAAUAAGGGAGUCCAUGUCUUAAAGGAGCCCUGCAGCCUCCAUGGGGACCAAGAUAAGCAGAGGAGCUUUCACACCCUUUGGUAAGCGCUGGGACAAGUUUCUGCCCGGCAUGGUGGGAAGACCUUGGGAGUAGUGAGUGGACCCGGGACUUCAGGGGCGUGUCCGGAGCAGAUGGUACCCAGGUGGUACCCGAGUCAGCACAGCUGAUUGGAGCAGGGUGGGAAG